Messenger RNA from Acyrthosiphon pisum (pea aphid), 1236 nucleotides. It is a transcript of the gene mRpL20, whose product is annotated as mitochondrial ribosomal protein L20. NCBI's taxonomy places the organism in Eukaryota, Metazoa, Arthropoda, Insecta, Hemiptera, Aphididae. Gene Ontology annotation, molecular function: structural constituent of ribosome; rRNA binding. The record is from RefSeq and is marked provisional. Gene Ontology annotation, biological process: translation. Gene Ontology annotation, cellular component: ribosome.
AUUCUGAAUUCAUGAUUUUCCAUUUUCAUUCAUAAUCAAACUCACAAAUCAGUGAAAUCUGCAUUCUGCAUUCCUGCAUUCUCUAAAUUCGCAUUUCGCCGGCUAGUCGCCACUGAUAAAGAGUAAAGACGAAAAAGUAUUUGUUGAAUUUUUUUGUAAUUUACAAUGGUUUUUACAACGGCAAUCAUGAUGGUGAGAAGUAGAGGCCCAGAUGAGUUUUGGAGAAAAAGAAAAAUUUUCAAAAUUGCUGCUCACUUUUCCGGUCGUCGAAGAAAUUGCUAUUCUAUUGCAAUUAAGGCAGUUCACCGUGCUCUUCAAUUUGCUACAAUUGGACGGACUGUGCGUAAAACUGAUAUGAUUGAUUUAUGGAACACUCGCAUUAAAGCUGGGUGUGAAGAACAUGGGGUUGAAAUAAAUAAUUUCAAGGAUAGUUUAUCGAGAUGUGACAUACAAUUGAACAAGAAAGUUUUAGCUGAUUUAGCUAUUUGGGAACCUAACUCUUUUAAAGCACUGUCUGAUCUAGCAAAGUCUGUAGCAAUUGAUUAUAACUUACCAGGUACUGAAAAAUAUGACAAGCCAUCAAAUGUAAUCACAAGGGGUUUAUUGAAGAAAUAAUUUUGUUUUAUAUAUAUUUUUUUAAAUGAAUCAUAAAACCUUAAACAAUUUUGUAGAAAUAGAAAUAAAUGUUAUUUGUAAAAAACCAACCUAACCUUUUUUAAUUAAUUAUUAUCUAUAUUAAUAUAUCCCAUGUAAUAUCUGUUGUUCUGAAAACAAAUACAUUUUUUUUAGAAUAUAUGAUAAAAUACAAGACCCAAAAUUAUUUUGAAUCAUUAAAUUUAUCUACAGAACAAAUUAACAAAAAAAAGGCCUCAAAACAUUCAACUAGGUUGAGUAAUAAAUAAAUUCAAUGGUUUAAUUAAUAGGUCAUCAUCAUAUUAGUAUGUCACUAUAUAUUUUUACAUUAAAAUAUUAUUGUUGUUAUUAGAUAUUAUGUAAAUUGUUAGGUUCUCUUUAAAAACAAUAAGUCUGAAUAGUCUCAUAGGUUAACACAUGGAUAUUUGAUAUUUUAUAAUUAUUUAGAGUUAAUACUGUUGUAAAAUAGAAUAAUAACAUGUGAAUAACUAAUUUAACAAAAAGAAUUUACAAGUAUAAUCUAAAUGUAUAAGGUAAGAAUUAUAAUGUUUUGUAACUUAUUAUUUACAUUUACAAACAGUUUAAUAAUUAAUAUUAACUAAA